Molecule: messenger RNA, 2422 nt
Organism: Leopardus geoffroyi (Geoffroy's cat)
Lineage: Eukaryota; Metazoa; Chordata; Mammalia; Carnivora; Felidae
Product: olfactory receptor 51I1-like
Exons: 1
Coding region: 91-1047 (318 amino acids)
Biological process (GO): G protein-coupled receptor signaling pathway
Cellular component (GO): membrane
Molecular function (GO): olfactory receptor activity; G protein-coupled receptor activity
Source: RefSeq, a predicted model, not a curated record
UUUAAAUUUGGCUUUCACAUUUCCUGACACAUGGUUUCUCUUUUAUAGGUUUGCAAGUAUCCUGAACUACAGUCCUAUGUGCAUCUUACUAUGUUGGCUUUUAAUAACACUUUCUUUAAUUGGCCCACUUUCUCCUUCAUUGGUAUUCCUGGUCUGGAGGCUGCACAUAUAUGGAUCUCCAUCCCCUUCUGUGUCCUGUACCUCAUAGCCCUUGUGGGUAAUGCUGUUCUUCUUAUCCUAGUUAGAGCAGAGAAGAACCUUCAUGAACCUCAGUUCUAUUUUUUGGCUAUGCUAGCCCUUACUGAUCUAGGCCUUUCAUUGUCAACAAUGCCUAGUGUCUUGGCUAUCUUCUGGUUUGAUGUCCGCGACAUUGGCCUUAAUGCCUGCCUAACCCAGAUGUUCUUCAUCCACACCCUCUCCUCAGUAGAAUCAGGUGUCCUGGUGGCCAUGGCUUUUGACCGUUUGGUAGCUAUCUGUGCUCCAUUAAACUAUACCAAAAUCCUUACCCACUACACCGUUGCCUGCCUUAGUGGAGCUGCCCUCAUACGAGGUGCCACUCUGCUGGCUCCUCUGCCUUUUUUCCUUAGGACUUUUCCUUUCUGUGGGGCCAAUAUCCUCUCACACUCCUAUUGCUACUACCCAGAUAUGCUGAACUUAGCCUGUGGGGACAUUACCUUCAGCAGUGCCUAUGGAUUGGUUUUUGUUCUCUGCACAUUUGCAGUGGAUGUUGUUUUCAUCUUAGCUUCAUACAUGAAGAUCUUGGACACUAUUAUGAAGCUGGAGACUCAAGACAGAAACUGGAGGUCACUGCACACCUGUGCCUGUCACCUAUGCAUGGUGCUUGUGUUCUACCUGCCCCUAAUCAGCUUGGCAGUGCUGCAUCGUUAUACCCAGGACACUUCCCCAAUUCUGUAUACCACCAUGAGUAAUGCCUACCUCCUCAUGACACCACUGCUCAACCCUCUCGUCUAUAGUCUCAAAUCCCGGCAGAUCCAGGCUGCCCUGCGUAAGCGAUUUUGGGUGCAACGUGUCAUUGCUGGGGAAUGAUAUUUUCUCUAUAUUAGAAGAGAUAACCAAUUUAAAAAAUGCUAUUCAGGAUCUACUGUGUGCCAAGUAGUAUGUUAGGCACCAUGAAUUCAAAACAAUAAAAUACUUAGGUUUUCUCAAGAAAUAUUUAAUCUAACUAAUGAGGGAAAGACAGGCAGAACGCUUAGAUAAAAGAUCAUAACUGUGAUCAUGAAUGAUGACUUUGGUAGUGGUAAGGAGAAAUGACAACAGGAAGCCAAGCUCAAUGUGUUUGGUGUGUGAGUUGGAGGAAAAUCACAUCGCUCCAGGUGCUAAACUGAGGAGUCCAACUCUGGAUUGUAAAAGAUCAAUGAGGGAUUAAUUUUAUAGAGAAAACAAAAUGUCUUCUAAUUCUUGACUGGCAAUGUUGUUUAAGCUGAAGCACGAAAAUUCAAAAUUGGUGAUAAAUUUAUGACGGUAUGUUUAUUAUUUCUGACUACUUCUUGUAGUUGGAUACUAGCUAAUGUCUGAACCUUCUGACUUUUAACAAAAAGUAAAGGAGCUUUCUGAAAAGAAUAAUAUAUAAGGAUCUGAGAAAUAGUUAUUCUUACUCAUUUUGCUACUUCAUUCAGAAUUCAUGCUUUAUUUGGAUAUUGUUUUAUUUCACAUUUCAUACUGAGGGUAGAUAGGGUUAUAUUCUGCCUGUUAAAGCAAGGCUACAUCUUUUUUUCUUUUUCUCCUAACUUUCCAAGAGGAAAAACAAAUUAGUUUAUUCUCUUCUAGGGUCAGCUCUUGAAGUUAGAGUAAGCAAAGGAAAAAUUGUCCUGCUAGGAUCAGCAUAGGAAGCAAGUAAAGAGAGAGACUUAAUUGUCCAUGGGAAUGAAUAAACAUGCAGUUAUCAUUAGCAAGAAUUUCAAACAACUUUAAGAGAGCUUUGAAUGAAUUUCUAAAGGAUAGCUCAAGCAAUCAACUGGAAAAUAUUUUAAUGUCUGUUUGACAUAUUCGGUAGACACCAGAAUCAUAUAAAAGACAUAGAUUUAAUAUUCGUAUAGCCUACGUUCUACCCAUGGAAAUCAGGAAAUAGCAGCAAAACCGUGUUACAUAAUGUAAUUAGUAAGGCUGAGACUUGCUUUGAAUUGUUAAUAUGAAUUCAGAGGAAAGUAAGCUAAGCUAGUGAGGACUGGGGUUGCCAAGAACUUCGGGCUGCAAGACAGAGAAGAUCAAGAGAAGUAUUAUGGAAGCUGGAAAUCUAUCUCAAUUCCAAAAGCAUUCAGUAAGCUCUAUCUGUUAAGUAUUAACAAGAUAAAGGGAGUUAUUUUUUUUUUUAAGUAUGGUCUUUACCUUUAUGGAGAGAUUAUUUGAGAAGUAUAAUUAAGAUGCUGAAAAAAUUAAAUAAAAUUCUAAUUCUUAAACUGUU